GCGCGCGGGGCGACUUCCGGCGGAGUGAGCACAGGGUCGCGACGUGCCGGCUUUCUAGGGUGGCGGCGGUGGCGAGAUGACCACGCUCCGGGCCUUCACGUGCGACGACCUGUUUCGCUUCAAUAACAUUAACUUGGACCCACUUACAGAAACUUAUGGGAUUCCUUUUUACUUACAGUACCUCGCCCACUGGCCAGAGUAUUUCAUCGUUGCAGAGGCACCUGGUGGAGAAUUAAUGGGUUAUAUUAUGGGUAAAGCAGAAGGCUCAGUAGCCAGGGAAGAAUGGCAUGGGCACGUCACAGCUCUGUCUGUUGCCCCUGAAUUUCGACGUCUUGGUUUGGCUGCUAAACUUAUGGAGUUAUUAGAAGAGAUUUCAGAAAGAAAGGGUGGAUUUUUUGUUGAUCUCUUUGUAAGAGUAUCUAACCAAGUUGCAGUCAACAUGUACAAGCAAUUGGGCUACAGUGUGUAUAGGACGGUCAUAGAGUACUAUUCAGCCAGCAACGGGGAGCCCGAUGAGGAUGCUUAUGAUAUGAGGAAGGCACUUUCCAGGGACACUGAGAAGAAAUCCAUCAUACCAUUACCUCAUCCUGUGAGGCCUGAAGACAUUGAAUAACCAUAGGCAGUGGUUCUUAGGCAGUUGUUCCAAAUAGUUUAUGGACAAUAUUAUUUUCAUUGGAUGAUCUUGGAGCACUAUUAGGAGAAAAGUAAUCAUUUAGGUCUUAAAGACUUUAAGAAAAUACAGGAUAUAAACAUUUUCAAUCUCAUUGUUUCCAUUUAGCAAUAUCACAUGUCUUAAAGCUGUUUGCUCUAAUAAAAUUCAAUCAAGAAGGCAGCUAGGUCAGAAGGAAGCUUUCCACUAUCAUGAUUCAUAAUGUCCACUAUAUGCCGGGAAAAGACUUGCUCCAGCCUCUUAAAUUCUGUGCCUGAGAACCACUGCUGCAUAUAUAUAUAUAUAUAUUUUUUAUUUUGUAUUGAACUGUUAAUUGAAGCUUUAAAAGCAUAUAUGAAAUGUAUAAAUCUAAGAUGUAUAAUAAAAUACAUUGUUGAUUCUAUGAA
This is a messenger RNA of Marmota flaviventris (yellow-bellied marmot), 1056 nucleotides long. It is a transcript of the gene Naa20, whose product is annotated as N-alpha-acetyltransferase 20, NatB catalytic subunit. Gene Ontology annotation, biological process: N-terminal peptidyl-methionine acetylation. Lineage: Eukaryota; Metazoa; Chordata; Mammalia; Rodentia; Sciuridae. Gene Ontology annotation, molecular function: protein-N-terminal amino-acid acetyltransferase activity. Gene Ontology annotation, cellular component: NatB complex. The record is from RefSeq and is a predicted model, not a curated record.